Messenger RNA from Aspergillus eucalypticola CBS 122712, 1512 nucleotides. Its product is annotated as PRCC domain-containing protein. Gene Ontology annotation, cellular component: nucleus. The transcript has a single exon. The record is from RefSeq and is a predicted model, not a curated record. The coding region runs from base 74 to 1396 and encodes 440 amino acids. Lineage: Eukaryota; Fungi; Ascomycota; Eurotiomycetes; Eurotiales; Aspergillaceae.
AACCCAUCCACCUUCUUCCCUCCCAAUCUCCCAACCACACAUCACCACCAGACGCAAAAUCUACCUACCCACUAUGGCCCUCGUCGCCUACUCCGACUCCGAAGCCUCGGACUCAGAGCCCGAAACCACCGUCCCUCAACCCCCACAAGCCUCGAAGAAACCCAUCACCAGUACCGCAACCACCACCACAACCACCAGCAACAGCAACAACAACAACAACAACAACAAACUCGUCGACCGCACCAACCCCCGCAAAAUCCGCGUCGCAUUACCAGACAUCAAACCCGAACACAACGUCGACGAAGACAAUGGCCCGCGCAAGAAACCCAAACUAGGCGGCAGCGGCGGUGCAUUCUCCGGCUUCAAUUCAUUCCUACCUGCGCCGAAGAAAACCACAACUACUACCGCCAGCAACAGCGCGACAGAGAAAAAGGCGCCCGCGCGCAAGAUAUUCAGUCUAAAGACGGGCGCAGCGCCGGGGUUCGAUCGCGAGGCGGACGCGGAGAUGCGGAAUGAGCGGGCGUUUGGAAACCUAGGUAAUGGUAAUAAUAAUGAUGAAGAUGAGACGAUACCCAAGGCGGGAAGUAUGAGGGAUCAGGAAUUGGAUUUCGGGAAUGAGGACAAUAAUGUGGGAGGAGAGCAGGUUGUACCGCAGAUGAAGAAGCCAGAGGAGGUCAAGUUGAAGGGUAACCCGAUGAUGUUCAAGCCGUUGUCUGUGGGGAGGGCGUCGCAGCAGAAGAAGAGGAAGGCUGUUUCGGAUCUCAUGCCUGCUGCUGCGGCUGUACGGAGGAAGGAGGAUGGGCCGACGGCAGCUUCGUCUACAUCUACACCUACGCCUGCGGCUGCUGCUGCUGCUGCUGCACCACCACCACCAAAACCCAAAAUCAGCCUCUUCUCCCUCUCCGCCGACGACAACAACUCUACACCCACCACCACAUCAACAGCACCAUCAGCAACAACCUACGAACCCCUAGUCUACACCCCCCUCGACUCCGCUCCCGCCGGACCCUCCCCCGCGCCUGAAGAUACCACCACAGCACAGCAACCCACAUAUCAAACCACUACAUCCGACAACACACUCAGCACCAUCGCCGACGACCUCAACCUCUCGAAAGCCCAACGACGCCAACUCUUCGGCCGCAACGCACCCGAAUCCGUGGCGGCCAGUUCCCGCGUCUUGCACUUCAACACCGACCAAGAGUACGUCACGAACCAGGAGCUGGCGCACACGGAGCUGGCGGCGCAGCAACAUAACCCUGUUAGGGCGAUUGCGCCGGGUAAGCAUACGCUGCAGCAGUUGGUUAAUGCGGCGAGUACGCAGCGUGAGGCGCUGGAGGAGAGCUUUGCUGCUGGGAGGAGGAAUAAGAGGGAGGCGGGGGCGAAGUAUGGGUGGUGAUUACUUUCAUAGGGUAUUGGAUGUGUGUAUAGUGUUAUGUAGUGUAGUGUAGUUAUUGGUGGGGUGGGGGUUGCAUGGAUGGAGUUUAUGAUUGUUGUUUGAAAUGUUAAUGUGGA